Messenger RNA from Rangifer tarandus platyrhynchus (Svalbard reindeer), 324 nucleotides. Lineage: Eukaryota; Metazoa; Chordata; Mammalia; Artiodactyla; Cervidae. The record is from the annotation of a GenBank genome assembly.
AUGGCACGGACAGCCCCCGCUAAGGGGCAAGGUCAGAAGUCAAGCUUCCAGUCCCUGCCUGGAUCCGGGUUCUCCAUCAGUGCAUACUGGAAUGGUUGGAAGUGGCCUGAGGUGCCCACUGGGACUUGCUGGGCCUACAGCUGGACAAGAGAAAUAAUUGAACUAAGUACUGGUGAUGGGGUCAGGGCCCUCGGCCCUGUGCUCCCCCAGAAUUCUGUCCCGGGACACACCCUGAAGGUUGCUGCUUUUUCUUGGUCCCCACUGGGGUCCCGGCUGGCAGCCCAGAGACCACAAAGCAUCAGGAAGGUGGUGUCCUGUCUGUGA